This is a messenger RNA of Carcharodon carcharias (great white shark), 1969 nucleotides long. RefSeq names its product disintegrin and metalloproteinase domain-containing protein 12-like. NCBI's taxonomy places the organism in Eukaryota, Metazoa, Chordata, Chondrichthyes, Lamniformes, Lamnidae. The transcript has 13 exons. The coding region runs from base 1 to 1485 and encodes 494 amino acids. The record is from RefSeq and is a predicted model, not a curated record.
AUGGCCAAAUCGAGAGUCCCCAGAUGUCAUGUAGCUUACAGGUUCUUUUCAACUUCGCCUUACGGUACUUGUCAACUAUCGGUCUCGUGCCAGUAUUUAGCCUUAGAUGGAGUUUACCACCCGCUUUGGGCUGCAUUCACAAGCAACCCAACUCCAAGAAGAUCCCGACAAGCUAGGGGCCGGUAUCGGCCUCACACCGUCCUCAGGCUAAGCCUCGAUCAGAAGGACUCGGGCCCCGGAGCAUCAUCAGAGAAAGGUCGUAGCCGAAUAGGCAGAACGGCCGGCCGUUACCUCCUCGGAGCCACGCGCGGAGCAACUCUGCUGCCGGCGAUCAGGGAACCAAAUGGGCUGGGCGCAAUGCUCUGCCAGAGCCCACUGAUGGCAGUGCCUGAUGUGGAAAGGGAGCACAACACACAGUCGGGGUUUUGGUGCAAGGCUUUAGUCGGGAGAUCGGUGGAAUGGCCAGACCUGCGAGCCGAUUUUCUUCCAGCAAGCACCGUGUGCAGGCCGUUGACUGGAGAGUGUGACUUACCAGAAUUCUGCACAGGGAGCUCCUCGCAUUGCCCCAUCAACUUGUAUCUGAAAGAUGGUCACACAUGCAGCAAUGGAAAUUUAUACUGCAGCGGUGGGAUCUGUCUGUCUGCAGAUAAACAGUGCCAGGAGAUCUGGGGUGAAGGUGCGAAGUCUGCUGAACAUACUUGUUAUCGAUUUACAAACAAAGCAGGAAAUGAAUUUGGGAACUGUGGCAAGGAUGAGAAUGAUGAAUACAUAAAGUGUAAGAAUGAGGAUGUAGAUUGUGGAAAAAUCCAGUGUAAGGGUGGAAAUCCAACUCCAAUCCGAGGAGGAAAUGUGAAUAUGUUGACCACCAAAUUCAUUGUUAAGGGUGUGAAGUACGAAUGCCGAGGAACAUUUUCUACUUUGCAUGAUUCCAGCGCUCCAGACCUAAUUCGACAAGGAACCAAGUGUGGAGACAACAAGGCCUGCUUUGAGACAAAGUGCCAGGAUGUGAGGCUGUUCAAUGUACAGAACUGUGACCAGACCUGUAAUAACAAAGGGGUCUGUAACAAUAAAGAUCAGUGUCACUGUCAGGAAGGUUGGGCUCCCCCAUUUUGUGCUGUCAGAGGAAUAGGUGGCAGCAUCGACAGUGGACCUAUGAAUGUCACAACACCAGCUACAUCGCCGACCAAAAUGGUAACUGAUAAAAAUAUCACAACAGAGUUUCAACAAAAAACGCAAGAUACAACUACAAUGGCCGUUGCAAUUGCGGUGCCAGCUUUGACACUGUUGAAUGUGGCUGGCUUCCUCACAUGGUACAAAAUGAAAAAAACGGGUGAAAGAAGUGCUGCCAAUGAGACAGAUGCCAGUGAAAGGACUGAAGAGAACAGAUUUCAGUUUUUGCGCAGCGAGGAGGUGGUACAAGUACAGAGCCCAGACAAAGAUGCCUCCAUUACACUGCAAUAUCCACUCCCGAAUACCAAAGUCUGACAGUCUGACCCGCUUCAGACAUCGACCAGUGAACUGCAAUGAACUUAUCAAUUAUACAAAAUCGCCAUAUGUACCAUUAUCACAUCUCUGUUCUGUGUAUUACUUUGUAUUAAAAAGCGAGAAAUUUGCUGGGAAGCGAUGCAGAUCAGAGACGAUUCGAUGAGGACAAUUCUAGUUAAUCUGAAUAAGAAGCCAAAACUCCCACUGUAGCAAUCAUUCACAGUAAGGGCAAGAAAGUCAAUCAUAAAUAUUUCGUGAGAUAUGCUAAACAGUUAUUUCACUUCAUUGAUUAUAGAUGCUGCUACUGUAUGGUGGAGGGAAUGGAUGCUUAAGGUGGCCAAUGGAGUGCCCAUCAAGCGGCUUGCUUUAUCCUGGAUGCUGUUGAGCUUCUUGAGCUACACACAUCCAGGCAAGAGGGGAGUAUUCCAUCGCACUCCUGGUUUGUACCGUGUAGAUGGUGGACAGGCUUUGGGGAGUCAGGAGG